Molecule: messenger RNA, 1662 nt
Organism: Peromyscus californicus insignis
Lineage: Eukaryota; Metazoa; Chordata; Mammalia; Rodentia; Cricetidae
Gene: Gpn1
Product: GPN-loop GTPase 1
Exons: 14
Coding region: 16-1137 (373 amino acids)
Molecular function (GO): GTPase activity
Source: RefSeq, a predicted model, not a curated record
CGUGGCUGAGGGAAGAUGGCGGCGCCCGUGGCUCCGGCUGAGCCCCAAGCUUCCGGGGCUCCCCAGCUCCCCGUGUGUCUCUUGGUGUUGGGAAUGGCGGGGUCCGGGAAAACUACCUUCGUACAGAGGCUCACAGGACACCUGCACAACAGAGGCUCCCCACCUUACGUCAUCAACCUGGACCCAGCUGUGCAUGAAGUCCCCUUUCCCGCCAAUAUUGAUAUUCGCGACACAGUGAAGUAUAAAGAAGUCAUGAAGCAAUAUGGACUUGGGCCAAAUGGUGGCAUAGUGACCUCACUCAAUCUCUUUGCUACCAGAUUUGAUCAGGUGAUGAAAUUUAUCGAGAAGGCCCAGAACACAUUCAGAUAUGUCUUGAUUGACACACCCGGACAGAUUGAAGUGUUCACCUGGUCAGCUUCUGGGACCAUCAUCACCGAGGCCCUGGCAUCCUCAUUUCCAACAGUGGUCAUCUACGUGAUGGACACGUCCCGAAGUACUAACCCGGUGACCUUCAUGUCCAAUAUGCUGUAUGCGUGCAGCAUCUUGUACAAAACCAAGCUGCCUUUCAUUGUGGUCAUGAACAAAACCGACAUCAUCGACCACAGCUUUGCAGUGGAGUGGAUGCAGGACUUUGAGGCUUUCCAAGAUGCCUUGAACCAAGAGACUACCUACGUCAGUAACCUGACUCGCUCCAUGAGCCUGGUGUUAGAUGAGUUUUACAGCUCCCUCCGGGUGGUGGGUGUCUCUGCUGUGGUGGGCACCGGCUUCGAUGAGCUCUGUGCUCAGGGCGCCAGUGCUGCCGAGGAGUACGAAAGGGAAUAUCGGCCUGAAUACGAGCGCCUGAAGAAAUCACUGGCGAGUGCCCAGAGUGAUCAGCAGAAGGAGCAAUUGGAGCGUCUUCGGAAGGACAUGGGCUCCGUAGCCCUGGACACAGGGGCCGGCAAAGACAGUGUCUCUCCUGUGCUGGACCCUUCUGACUUGAUCCUGACUCGAGGAACCUUGGAUGAAGAGGAUGAGGAGGCGGAAAGUGACACGGAUGACAUUGACCACAGAGUUACAGAGGAAAGCCGUGAAGAGCCAGCGUUUCAGAACUUCAUGCAAGAAUCAAUGGCACAACAUUGGAAGAGAAACAAGUAGCCCAUCCCACUUGUUCCUGAGUCUGACAUGCUGGGUCUCCACAGAGAGGUCCUUCCUGGGAGUCAGGGCUGCAGGCAAGAGCAGUUUCUCCAGGAUAGUGACUUCUUUGAGGGAAACCGGACUUAGAUGAAGUCAGGGUUGAAGCUGGAGCUGGCAGGUGGGUGCCCAUCCUUGGGAACUUCUCCUGGUAUUUAUACAAGGAAGUGUGUUCUCACCGCUCUGGAAACUGAUAACUGUUGAGCCUAAAACUUGGAGUUGUAUUGUUUGAACUCAAGUACUUGCUGCUGAUGGGACAGUUCUGAAGACGACUUUGGGUCUUGACCAGGCUGGACUGUGGACUCAGCUUCUUUAGCACUGUGCUUUUGCCUCUGUUCUUAAACAGGAUGGGAGGGGACAACCUCAAACAGAGGGGCAGUGCAGUGCCCUUGGCAGCCAGAGCUGGUAUGAGAUGUGCUCUCACGAGCUAACAUUAUAAAGAGUUCUGUUUGAAGGGUGACUUGGAUAAAGUUUUUAACUUUGUGGUAA